GAGCCGGCAAGGCGGGCAAAGGCGCCCCAAGGCCCGUGCUUAUAUCCUGUCCUUCUCCAGCAGGAGCCCACGACGCGCGCCCCGCUUUGCUCGAUGCCCAUCCCAAAGGUGGACUCGAAAGUCUCUGGCAUGCCACGGGUUGGAAUAAAAGGGAGGCUCCCUCCCUACCCCCAAUAAAAGCGGCCCUUGAACCUUUAGCCGCGCGGGGGUAGGAGCAGCCUCGAGGACGAGCAAAGGGCGCCCUCGGGCGAGAGGACUGCUCUGCGGCUGGCAGGAGGAGGAGGGAGGCGGGCUGCCGCUGCCACCGCCCCCGCUCGCUCCUCCAGUCUGGCGUCUUUCGGCAGCAGGAUAUGGACUGGGGGGGGGCACAAAGAAAAGCGGAGCCUGGAAGCUGGCGUCACUCUACACUUUCAGUGCCUCUGCGGCGAAAGACCCCCGAAGGAACGGAAGCUGUAAGCUGUUCUACCUUUCCCUCUGGGGAACGAAGGCGCCGCUCGCCCCGCCCCUCCUGGCUUGAACCUCCUAUUGGGUAGCCCGCUGCCCCGGAAGUGCUUGCCUACGCUCGCCCUCGCUUCCGGAGAAGAGGGAUGUCUGCGGAGUACGAGGCCGUCCAGCGGGGUCCUCUGCGCCUGAAGGGCGACGCCGGAGUGGCGCCCGCGGGGAAGCGGAAGAAGAGGAAAGACAAAGAAAAAAGCAAGAUUGUGGACCAGAUAGUGAGCAGCAAGAAGCAAGAGGAAGAGGAGGAGGAGCAGAAGCGAGCCCUGGACAAGCGGACCCCAGCCCAGCUGGCCUAUGAGAAGACGCAGGAGAAGCGGCAAAUUGAGCGGAUUCUGAAGAAAGCAUCCAAAACCCACAAGCAGAGAGUAGAGGACUUUAAUCGACAUCUGGACACUUUAACAGAACAUUAUGACAUCCCAAAAGUCAGCUGGACUAAAUGAGCUUUUUUUUUUUGCUUUUGCUUUUUUCCCCUCUUCUGGGAUCUCCAUUGGCUAAAAGGACACAAGUCAGCAGUUUCUGGACUGGAGAUCUGAAGCUGGUGCUCAGUUAAACUCGUUUUUAUAGUGAUAAUAUCUGUAUCCUGUGGCUUCCCUUAAAUGGCAGUUACUCUUUAUAGGCUUAAAAUUGCCAAUUGAAUGUUUCAGUUGCAUUAUUUCAUGUUAAAUAAGGCAAGUAUGUUUGGUUUGUGCAGGAUCCUGUUGCUAAAGGGUUAAUAUUCUUCUUCACCCCCACUCAUCUGUUCUCUUGCUCCUGACUGUUGCAUUCCAUGUGAGGAAGAGUCCCCCACUUUCAUUGUACAACAUAACUAAUGACCAUUGCUAAGACAUUAUGGACAAUUGCAUCAUUUUAUUAAACUAACAAUCAAAAAC
Messenger RNA from Rhineura floridana, 1367 nucleotides. RefSeq names its product family with sequence similarity 32 member A (gene FAM32A). Lineage: Eukaryota; Metazoa; Chordata; Lepidosauria; Squamata; Rhineuridae. The record is from RefSeq and is a predicted model, not a curated record. Gene Ontology annotation, cellular component: nucleolus. The transcript is spliced from 4 exons. Bases 588 to 938 code for a protein of 116 amino acids.